AAAGGGAAAGGCAAAGCCAAGUUGCCCAAUGCCUGCUUCGACUGGAUGUGGGGCUUUUGUGAAAAAGAGAAUUGUCCUCAUGAGCAUAAGCGUCCAUCCAAGGAGCAGUUCGAGGCGAUGCAGGCUAGCAAGAUGUCGUGGGCGGUUCAGGGCCUUGACUACGAAAGCAUCCCUGUAGAAUAAGGAGACUUGUUUUUGUUUUCGUUUUUAACGCUCCUAUUCCAGAUGUUCGAAUUCUAAGUUGAUGUAUUUCCACCGAUUUGUUCAUUUUGUUUCGAAUGCAUCACCUCAACCGCGUGCAGAAUGGUAGCUCCUUCAUAAUUGUCAUCACGUCCUUUCGACGUUUGUCUUCGUCAGUUUAAAGUCCGAGUAAUAAUAGAAUUUGAUGAUCAAAGUGUCAUGUCUCUGAUUUCUGGUCUUUUUUUGAGAAUCGUCUAUUGUGCAUGUAAUGUACGGCUUUAUCACUUGUCUUCAUACUUUUUCGGAUAAGAAUAAUGCAACUUGUGUCCUUCUCGCUGAGUGUGUAAGUUUUGGUCUAAUGUAAUUUCUCUCAGGUUGAGUUUCUUCAGUAGAGUUUCUUUUGCAGUCAAUUUUUUGUUCUCUUUCUCACGUUUUUAACACUUACACAAUGGAUUUUGCCUCAACUACACUCAUGAGUACUAUAGACCUGCCGAGCUAUUCCUUCUUGGCUGACCUUCUUUUCAAC
Messenger RNA from Amoebophrya sp. A25, 706 nucleotides. Lineage: Eukaryota; Dinophyceae; Syndiniales; Amoebophryaceae. The record is from the annotation of a GenBank genome assembly.